AUGAGAAAAAAUAAUUAAAAAACAAAUGAUAUCAAUUUGAAUUAUUUGAAUGGAGGAGGAUUCGCAGCCAGACCAAAAUCAUUACUUUGCACGAUAUGUGGCAGAGAGUUUGGAACUGCUUCUCUAGAAAUUCAUUAAAAAACUUGCAUCAAAAAGUAUUAAAAUGAUCUAGUGAAUAUGGAUCCUGGCCAUAGAUAAUACAUGCCCACGACAUAGUAGGUUUUAUAAAAGUUGGACUAGGAAAAAUAAGUUAGGUAAUAAGGUGGAACCAAGGUUGGUUAAAAGUCAUAGUAGGUCUUAUAUGAAUAACCCUAAUAAGUCAUGGCUCUUGUUGGAGUAAAUGUAUUAAAUAACUUUAUAGUGCAGAAAAUGUGGAAAAUCAGAAAACAUGAAUCUGUUUGCAUAGGACCGGAACCAGAUAUCUAAAAGAUUAAAGAAUAGUAAUAGGAAUAGAACAAAAGGGCUGCCAAAUAUUUAAAGCCAAAAAAAACAGGGAAAUGGAAACAACAGCAUCUUGAAUUUUAAUAAGCUUUAAGGGAAAUGAGGAAAGUUAGAUAGUAAGAAAUAGCAGAAGGGAGAGGCAAUCCUUUCGGUCAUCAAUAAUAUGGUUCAUCUUAUGGAAUGUAAAAUAAGUAACAAACUACGAAAAGUGGGAAAUAUAAUUAGUAUCAAACAAGCAAUUAUCGACCUUAAUCUAAGUAGCAAUAUUAAAAACAAACAUAAUCUUAAUAAUAAUAAUAGUUCAGUUUAUAAGGUUAUUCAUAAAGUGUUAAAACAACACACAAGUAACCUAAUUUUGAAUAAUAAUAAACAAAGAUGAUUUAAAAGUCUCCAAUUACUUAAAUGCCUUAAAAGUAAUAUUAGUAAUCUACUAAAAGUUCUCAAAAUGAUGUUGGAUAUGGAAGACUUGCUUAUAAUGGUGGUGGAGCAUCUUAUUAAAUUGCUCACUCGAAUGUUAGCACAUUUAGUUUAUUUACUUAAGAUGAAAAACAAAAAAACUAUGAUAAUCAUCAAAAAAACAAUCCGUAUGCAAAGAAGAAUGGGUUAUAUUGA
Messenger RNA from Paramecium tetraurelia, 1053 nucleotides. RefSeq lists its product as uncharacterized. The transcript is spliced from 5 exons. The record is from RefSeq and is a predicted model, not a curated record. Lineage: Eukaryota; Ciliophora; Oligohymenophorea; Peniculida; Parameciidae.